CUUCCAAACAAAAAGCUAAACGACUAUUCCGAAUUCCCCCAGCACUUCAUUUCCUCCCCAUCUCCACCGCCACCACCACCUCCUCCCGCUCCUCUCCAUGGCCGACUACCACCGCCCCUACCAGCGCGACCUCCGUCCCCCGCCGUCCUCGGCCCCGGACCCCACCAUCUUCCACGGCAAUGGUUACUUCUCCUCCGUCGCCCCCCAAGCCAACGCAUACUUCUCCUCCGCGCAGAAAGACGGCGCUUUCCCCGGCGCAGGCGACCGGCGGAUCGAGAUCUACACGACGGCGCCUCCGCCUCUCCCCCCGCCUCCGCGCCUCGCACUGCCCCCGCCUCCGGGGAGGAGGGAAGGUGGCGUGGGGAGCGGCGGCAGCGGAGGGGGAGGUGGGGGCGGUGGAAGCGCCAACAUGUGGUGCUUCAGCGACCCGGAGAUGAAGCGGCGGCGGCGGGUGGCGAGCUACAAGGCUUACUCAGUGGAAGGGAAAGUGAAGUCCUCGCUGCGGAGGGGCCUCCGCUGGUUCAAGGGCAAGUGCUCCGAUAUCUUCCACGGCUGGUAACCUCUUCUGCUCGGACGGUGACAGGGUCCCAAGAAACCUAAGCUCCUGAAAAAUGUCUGCAUUUUGGAAUCUUUUGUUUGAAGGUAAUGUUCAGAAUAAUUCCUCUACCACUAAUUGAAUGCAUUUGAGGUUGUGAUUGUAUAUUGGUGAGCUAAUGGAGGCUUAGAGGAACUUGCGACGGGUGUGAAUUCAUGAAAUGUUUGUGAUGUGUCGUAUUUGCACCUCUGUAGAUUUAUCUGCAAGCGGUGGUGGUGAUUAGUCAUGUUACCCAUAUCUGUUACUAAUAAAACACAAGGGCUGUGUGGGCAAAUGUAUCUUUUUAGUGGUUAUGAUUAUUUGUUGGGAGAUUGGUUUUCAAUCAGAUUCAGGAAUCAUGGAAA
Molecule: messenger RNA, 939 nt
Organism: Aegilops tauschii subsp. strangulata
Lineage: Eukaryota; Viridiplantae; Streptophyta; Magnoliopsida; Poales; Poaceae
Source: RefSeq, a predicted model, not a curated record